Molecule: messenger RNA, 3783 nt
Organism: Liolophura sinensis
Lineage: Eukaryota; Metazoa; Mollusca; Polyplacophora; Chitonida; Chitonidae
Product: cell surface glycoprotein 1-like
Exons: 4
Coding region: 211-3531 (1106 amino acids)
Source: RefSeq, a predicted model, not a curated record
AACAUCAUGGAGCGCCCGGAAAAGGUUAGUUGUGGAGCGUGUAAUAAAUAUUCAUGUAUGAUUUGCAUGUCAAAGACAUGGGAAAAUAAGUGCAUCUGUCUGACCUAAAACAGUCGGUUUCCUGGACACCAAGUGUCGGGAGGUCUAUGUGUCAGGUAAAAUCAAAUGCAGAUGACAUAACCGCAGAGAGCAGCACUAGCGGUCCACGUAAUGGAUCGCAGAGGAAGACCAGUGAAUGCCACGAAUGGACGAAGCUGGAGACAUUGGAGGAAAAAUAUCCCAAAUGGCUUCAUCAGAUACAUGGAGCGCAUGAGCAGAGGGGUGGUCCGCUUCCAGCCUGAAAGCAUCAUUGAGUUUGCCGCACAGUAUUUUGAAGAAAAACUUGUUGAAAGAAAUGCGGAACUCAGCCAGUUGCCAGUGGUGUCGUACUUUCAGCAGAUUUGUACAAAAACAGAUCAAGGCAAGAAGACGGAAUUGUCAGAAGUCCAAGUUCAAGUUUGUGAGGAAAAAAUUGACCUGAGGGAUACUGAAGCAAAUCAAACAUCGAAGGUGCCGACUGAAUCAAAGCCAUCGCCACAAGUAGGCGAAACCUCUGGUAAACCAGAACCAACAAUUCAAGCAGAGGAUACCCCUGCCAAACCAGAAACAAUAAUUCAAGUAGAAGUAACACCUGCUGGAUCAGAACCAACCACUCAACCGGGGGACACCCCUGCGGAAUCAGAACCAACGACUCAAGGAGAGGACGUCCCUGCUGAAUCAGAACCAACGACUCAAACAGAGGUGACACCUGCUGAAUCAGAACCGACCACUCAACCGGGGGACGUCCCUGCUGAAUCAGAACCAACGACUCAUACAGAGGUGACACCUGCGGAAUCAGAACCAACCACUCAACCGAGGGACACCCCUGCGGAAUCAGAACCAACCACUCAAGGAGAGGACGUCCCUGCUGAAUCAGAACCGACUCAAACAGAGGUGACACCUGCUGAAUCAGAACCAACCACUCAACCGAGGGACAUACCUGCGGAAUCAGAACCAACGACUCAAGGAGAGGACGUCCCUGCUGAAUCAGAACCAACGACUCAAACAGAGGUGACACCUGCUGAAUCAGAACCAACCACUCAACCGGGGGACAUCCCUGCGGAAUCAGAACCAACGGCUCAAGGAGAGAACGUCCCUGCUGAAUCAGAACCAACGACUCAAACAGAGGUGACACCUGCUGAAUCAGAACCAACGACUCAAACAGAGGUGACACGUGCUGAAUCAGAACCGACCACUCAACCGGGGGACACCCCUGUGGAAUCAGAAUCAACGACUCAAGCAAAAGACACCCCUGCUGAAUCAGAACCGGCGACUCAAGCAGAGGACACCCCUGCGGAAUCAGGACCGACUCAAGUCGAGGACACCCCUGCUGAAUCAGAACCGGCGACUCAAGCAGAGGACACCCCUGCUGAAUCAGGGCCAAGGACUCACGCAAAGGACACCCCUGCUGAAUCAGAACCGGCGACUCAAGCCGAGCACACCCCUGCGGAAUCAGAACUAACGUUUCAAGCAGAAGAGACUAUAAUUGAACCAGAUUCAGUUGCUGAAUCCGCAGUAGAUACUCAUCAUGAAGACACGCUUGUUCAAUUAGAAUCGGAUGCAGAGGAAACACCUGAAGAAGCAGAGGCAUUCCCUGAACUUGAACAAACACCAGGGGAGACUAAAUUACCUGUUCAGGGGGAAGAAAUCCAUACGGAAACAACACCAUUCGCUGAACAAGAAGCAGCGAAAGAACAGAAAACCCCUGUAGAUAAAAAACAAAGUUCUGAAAGAGACAAAACUACCAGUAAAUCAAAAAAGGGCUUACCAAGAGAGGAAAGUCCCGUUGUGUCGGAACCAGUUGCCGAGCUGGAGAAAAAGCCAGCUGAAUCAAAACUAGUUGUAAAAGAGCAGGAAACAUCAGCACAAUCAGAACUAGCCGCUCAAGAAGGUGAAACUGCCACGUCGGAAUUGGAUCCAGUUACUCAACCAGUGGAAACUCCAGUUGAAUCAAAAUCAACUAAAGGAGAGGAAACUUCUGUUGAACGCGAGCCAGAGAAGGUCUCAACUGAAUCAGAACCACCCAGUCAACCAGUGGGAGCUCCUGAAGAAUCAGAAGCCAUUGUUCAACCAGAGGAAAUUUCCACUGAUUUGGAACAUGUUGCUCAAACAGAGGAAGCACAUGCUGAACCAGAACCUGCUCCAGAUGAGCAGACCAAAGAAAUCAUAAUCGAGCAGACAGAAGAAAGCCUCUCUGACUGGAAUGAGAAAAGUUCAACCAAGGAACUUGCUGAGCACACAGAGGAAACCCCAACUGAGAUGUCAGAGGAAGCUCCCUCUGAGCAGAUAGUAGAAACAGCAGCUAAGCAGACAGAGAAAGCUUCUCUUCAACACACAGAUGAAACUAAAUUACCUGUUCAGGGGGAAGAAAUCCAUACGGAAACAACACCAUCCGCUGAACAAGAAGCAGCGAAAGAACAGAAAACCCCUGUAGCUAAAAAACAAAGUUCUGAAAGAGACAAAACUCCUGGUAAAUCAAAAAAGGGCUUACCAAGAGAGGAAAGUCCCGUUUUGUCGGAACCAGUUGCUGAGCUGGAGAAAAAGCCAGCUGAAUCAAAACCAGUUGUUAAAGAGCAGGAAACACCAGUACAAUCAGAACUAGCCACUCAAGAAGGUGAAACUGCCACGUCGGAAUUGGAUCCAGUUACUCAACCAGUGGAAACUCCAGUUGAAUCAAAAUCGACUAAAGGAGAGGAAACUUCUGUUGAACGCGAGCCAGAGAAGGUCUUAACUGAAUCAGAACCACCCAGUCAACCAGUGGGAGCUCCUGAAGAAUCAGAAGCCAUUGUUCAACCAGAGGAAAUUUCCACUGAUUUGGAACAUGUUGCUCAAACAGAGGAAGCACAUGCUGAACCAGAACCUGCUCCAGAUGAGCAGACCAAAGAAACCAUAAUCGAGCAGACAGAAGAAAGCCUCUCUGACUGGAAUGAGAAAAGUUCAACCAAGGAACUUGCUGAGCACACAGAGGAGACCUCAACUGAGAUGUCAGAGGAAACUCCAACUGAGCAUAUAGAAGAACCUCCAGCUGAGCAGACAGAAAGAAGUCCAAAUGAACAGACACAGAAAACUCCAGCUGAACAGGCAGAAAAAGCUCAAGCUGAACAAACAGAGGAAACCCAACCUGAAAAGACAGAGGAAACUCCAGCUUCGCACAAGGAAGACUCUUCUCCAGAGAGAAGGGCGGAAACUCCUGCUGAUCAGACUGAGGGAACUGCUGAUGGAAAUUCACAAGAAGACAGCUCUAAUAAUGCAGAGGAAAUCUGGAAACAUCCAGAGCAGACACCAGCAGAGCAACCCGAAGAAAUCGCAGCGGGAGCUGUUGUUGAAUCUAGGGAAUCCAGGGGUGAACCUGAAGAAACACCUUUCUAUUUAUCAGUCUAUUUAAGACCGAGCUUCUUAUCCAGGGAAAACUUCAGGCUAGAUGACGUCAACAACGACAGUAAGACAGGCUAAUUCUAAAAGUAUGUAAUUUAAGUAGGGCUUAUAUCUUAAACACCCUUGCCAGUAUAUUUGAAUGUUCUAGUAUAUCUACUGUAAUAGCAAAAAACAUAAAAACUGAUGGAACACUCAAGCACAAAGCAGACUUGGGAGCAAUAGGUAGGGCAUGGCUAUAAUUCUUAUCAAUUGUGCUUUCGUGGUUAAAUUGCACAAAAAUUUGUAAAUAAUGACAACACGUUUAUUUUUGAAUAAAACAAAAUAAUUUUA